AGAUCAGCCCUAUAAAUGGCGGCCCCCGCCCUCCCGUCCUUCCUCAGGCAAAGCAACAAGGACAACCCACAGAGCAUCAGCCGGAGCACUUCUUCCUCCCCUCCGUUCUUCUCCGGCUCCGGUGCUCUCGUACGCGCGUUCGUCCGAGACCACCACCUCGACCAAGAAGAGAUGGAGAUGAAGAAGAUCGCCUGCGCCGUCCUUGUCGCCGCCUCCGCCACCGUGGCCCUCGCCGCCGAAGCCCCGGCCAUGGCCCCGGCCCCCGGCGCCGCCGUCGCCGGCUCCGCCGCCGCAGCCGUCCCGGCCGUCGGCGCCGUGCUCGGGGCCACCGUGCUCUCCUUCUUCGCCUACUACCUGCAGUAAGCGCGCCCCGGCCCGAGUCAGUUCGCUGCGAGGAGGAGGAAGGCAGGAAGAAGAAGAUCACUAAUUCGCUAUGUAUGGCUCUACGCUACGCUGAUUCGAGGCACGCGCGUGCGCUUUGAUCGAUGCAUGCGCGUGCUUUGAUUUAUAUGUCUUGAUUUUAUUUUGUUUCUCCUCCUUUUGGCGAAUCCAUUUGCACCGGUCCGAUACAUCUGGUGCUUUAUUAUUGUUCUGUUCUUCCUUUUGAGAGAGGGCUCGAUGGAUAUUGUAUUAUUAUUUGCCAUUUCUUUGGCCUGAUUAAUUUAAAGAUCGGAUUCAAUCA
Messenger RNA from Aegilops tauschii subsp. strangulata, 682 nucleotides. RefSeq lists its product as uncharacterized. Lineage: Eukaryota; Viridiplantae; Streptophyta; Magnoliopsida; Poales; Poaceae. The record is from RefSeq and is a predicted model, not a curated record.